AUGCGGGAGCUGCUCCAGCGCCUACCACAGCCUCCGGCCCAGUGGGAGCAGCCCGGGCCCUGCACCAGUCGGGCACGGCCUUGUUGGUGCCCGGAGCCGGCGCUCAGAGCUGCUGUAGCCUCUCGGGGAGCAGCAGCACAUCCCGCUCAGGGAGCAUUGCGCGCCUGCAUCGCCGUCUUGGCAGCUGCAGGCCACGACCGCUGCACAGGGCGACCUCGUUUGCCUUGUGCUUUCUACCCUGUGCCCUUCCUUAUUCUCGUCCUUGUCCCCUUUGUCACCCUCACCCUUAACCUUGCCCUUGUCCCAUUCAUCAUCCCCACUUGGCUCCCGGCAGCCCGCCGGGGGCUUCUUGCACUUCCUGCUGCUGGGAGCUCCAAGCAGGGCCAUGCCGUGGCUUCUCAGCAAGAAGUGAUGGCAGUCGCCCUCCAGCAACCCCAGUGGGCAGCCCUGGGCUGCCACCAGCUCCAGCAGCACCUCCCAGCUCUGGGAGGAGGGGCUGGGCAGGCUGCACCACGCGGCCGCCCGCGGCGACCUGACCUGGUUGAGGUGCUGGCGCUGGUAUGUGAAGGUAGUCGGCAUCGACAGGCGAGACCAGGAGAUGCGGACACCUCUGCAUCUCGCUUCGGCCAAUGGCCAUGCAGAUGUCGUUAGAUAUCUGCUAAGAAAGAACAGCCAGCCCAACCUCUCUGACAGCUUCAAGAGAACGACA
This is a messenger RNA of Corapipo altera (White-ruffed manakin), 709 nucleotides long. RefSeq lists its product as uncharacterized. The record is from RefSeq and is a predicted model, not a curated record. Bases 1 to 651 code for a protein of 216 amino acids. Lineage: Eukaryota; Metazoa; Chordata; Aves; Passeriformes; Pipridae. The transcript is spliced from 3 exons.